Messenger RNA from Eruca vesicaria subsp. sativa (arugula), 885 nucleotides. NCBI's taxonomy places the organism in Eukaryota, Viridiplantae, Streptophyta, Magnoliopsida, Brassicales, Brassicaceae. The record is from the annotation of a GenBank genome assembly.
AUGUCAAAACGCUCUAGUUCCUCGGUUCCCCUGACGGCUGAGAAGUCGUACUCAAAGAGGAGGAUGGACUCUCCGAUAUCAGAGUCUGAGCUCGGGAUCUUGUCUCCGGCUCCUUUAACUUGUGUCUCGCCGCCUUCUUUGGAUGUGGGUCCAUUGUCGUCAGUUAUGGAGGAUGAUUUAAUCCAGUGGCGAAAGGACUACCAGCUCUCUUCAUCUGUUGUCCUUCGUGGGACUCAUCUGGCCCGUACGGGCGGAGAAGCCAAUGUUCUCAGGGCUCGCGCCCUUCCCCUUGCGCAGCGUCAAGUGGCCCAUCUCUUAAGUCUCGCCGUGAUGGGUCGUAUCAGGCUUCGGGACAGCAUGGUUGAAGAGGAUCCGAUCGAGGCCUUUAACAGGGCAAUUGAGGCAAUUUCAGAGAGGAAGGGUGUUGCUACCUCAGUCGCUUCGGGGGAUGACGUUAUGAUAACUGGGAGCAGACGUAAGAUGGUAAUCAAAAGCGAGGCCGUUCCCUCUUUUCAGUGGAGAAAGUUGAGGAGUAUGACGGCCACUCGGUUGUCUCAACGAACUUUUGGCUCUGAAUACGUGGCUGGAGGUUUGUCCAAAGUUCUCAGAGAUCUAAAUGCUAGGGUGUUCUCUCAGGAGAGUGUCCGUUCUUCGGGUGGAGAUCCCGCAGAGGUGAUCUUAAUUCUUCAGAAGAAACUUCUUCAGGCCAAGAUCAAGGCGAUUGAAGGGGCAGUGGACACCUCUUCCUCGGAAGCUUUAGAGCUAGGCCGCAGGAAUCAAGAGCUGGAAGAGGCUUUGGAGAAGCUAAGAAUCGAGAUAAAGGCCUCAGAGGACGUGAAACUGAUGGCCGUGAAUGGGGCAAAAUCACCUCCCGAUGGGAUGUGA